Rhodofomes roseus is the source of this 2587-nucleotide messenger RNA. RefSeq lists its product as uncharacterized. The record is from RefSeq and is a predicted model, not a curated record. The transcript is spliced from 2 exons. Bases 227 to 2587 code for a protein of 786 amino acids. NCBI's taxonomy places the organism in Eukaryota, Fungi, Basidiomycota, Agaricomycetes, Polyporales, Fomitopsidaceae.
GCCUAUGAGCGGCUUUGGUAACAUGCGGAGUGUGCCAUGCAGAGUCGAGCGUGCUGGCUCAAGUCCUCUGCUCGUCCAGCAUCUCCUCCUGCUUUGCUGGCAGCAUCGCUUCUCUUCCGCCAACAUCCACGCUCUCUCGCGCAGGAACAUGUCCUUCUGAACGGCCGGCUAUCCACCCCUCGGAAAUAGGACGAUCAUUGCGUCGGCAACGGGCAACGGCAGUAUAAUGAACACGUACAUGGCUCUUCCCUCUCCGGCUGACGACAAUUUCUCUGCGACGCGCCACAGUCACAUCCUCUCGCCACCAGCAAGUCCGUCUACAACUGUGGACGCCUCGCCCACUUUGUUGUGGGACACGCAGGACUUACGCGCCCCAUCUACCACAUCGCCGUGUCUCGUACGUGACCGUUAUUCUCCGCCACGCCGUGUCGUCUCGCAACCAGCGAAGGUACCGUCAGACGCCGGACAACACGCCUCAUUCCACCCAUUCCCUUCUCCUCCGCUGACGGACGCUUCGCUGCGCUCGACUAUCCCGCUUCCGGAUACCCACUACGGCCUACCGACAGACUACUUCUCGAGUGACGCUGGUAAUCGGCCUAUGCAGUGUAGCAUGUCGCGCGAUCCGUUUGACUUUCGUGCGCCAUUAUCACCGCCGCCAACUCAUCUUCUAGGCACCUCAGAGCUCCCCCCUGUUGAUACAGAUACUGCUCGAGCUCGCGAUUGCUAUGACUCGGGUUCCCCGUCUCUGGAAGCCACGGAUGCUGGCCCAUCGACGCGCGCCACAGUACCAUGGGCCUUCGCGGAGAAAGACAAUGAUUGUCCUUUGCCCUACAGUCGAUCCUCGAUUCCUCGCCCCCAUGUAUCUCCCUCACGAGGAUGGAGCUUCGAAGGCACGCUGUCCGACCUGAGUGCGGUCCCAACCCAUCCGGCCAUGGACUCACAUAUCUUGCCGUCGCGUGGCGAUUCUGGCUUCGAAGAAUGUCUCCCGCGUCACCGAUCUAGCCUGGGUAGUCUCCCGAGCCUGCCGGAAGAGUCUGACGGAGGUUUCACGAAGAUCGAGCCGACCGCUUUCUGGGCGCCACACUCCCCCCUCAGCAUGCACAUGGAGCUGGACGACCAUGCUCCCCAUAAUCCGGCUCUGCUAGGUGCGGAAUAUCAUCACAGUUCUGCUCUGGGACUACCGCCCAUGCGCUCUUUCCGGAGUCAGAGCACACCCAGUUGGAGCAGUCGUGACUGGUCUUCCAGCAGUGACCGUGACGACGACUUUUCUCCUCCCUCGUCACCGAGACCGCGGUCCCUCUCACUGGAUCUACCAGAUUUAGAUAGUUUCUCUUCGUCUCAACAUUAUGUGCCGGAAGCCUUGGACUCGCACAAAGUGCGUCCGGCCCUACUCGGCCUUGAUGGACUUGUAUCUCAAGAGCAGGCGUCUUGGCUUCUGCCAGGCGACAAUGAUCACGAAGACACGAGUUACCGCGAAACGGAUCUGAUGAACAUCGACGGUGAUCCUCCACCGCCAAACUCUCCACGACCACCGUUGGCUUUACUUCUGCCAUCGAGCGACGACUCCGAUAGCUCGUUUUCCGACACUGUAAUAUCUCCCGAAGAAGGCCCGUGGUCCACAUCGCUAUCCCCCACUGCAUAUUCGGAUCUUCGGAAUUCUCACAACGACCCCUUGUGCAUUACUCCCAUUCCUCGUCCGCCUCACCAACUACCUGACAACCUCCCCGACACUCAUGGAGGCGUAUCAGCGGCUUCGCCACCGUCCCCAUCAUCGCCAACUCUCCCGCUCAGCAGCCUACCGGUCCACAUCCCUCAACAGUCCUCAGAAGGGUCCAUCUCCGAGACCGUCGCGCCAUCUCUGCUCUCUCCGCCUCCCCAAGACCCCGAGGGGCUAGGACUCUUCCUCCAGCCGAUAUCCAUCGACCCACCCCUAGCCCGCUCCCCGUCGCCGGACGACGACGACCUCCAAUUCCUCGAUGUUCAGCUGGACACUGCGCAAACCACGCUUGAGGUUGACGAGUUCCUCCAGCUUCGUGCCGUGCGCCGUCGUGCUCUGGCCGCCGAGCGCGCCGCCCGGAGCGCAGAAGCCGAGCUGGCUGAGCGUGUGAGCGCCGCAGCCAAGGCACUUCUGCCGCCCUCGCACAGCGCGAUCGAUGUCGACAUGGACAUGUCGGACGACAUCUUCGACGACGACGCCAAGCGCCUGCGCAAGCACGACCUGCACGUCGCGAUGGACAUGCGUGCGGAGGCGCGGCGCGCGCGCAAGCGCGAGAAGCAGCGGAGCAAGGAAGUAGGCGCGCUGCUCGACCUGAAGAUGGAGCGCGGCGUUGCGCCCGGCAAGGGUGCGAUGCGCUCCAUCGCACAGCUUGUUGCGAACAUGGUGCUGCGCCGCCGAGACACGUUCCGACCGCUGGCGAAUCGGAAGACAAGCGCGGUCCGCGCGCCGCUCGUGCCCACUCGGCUGUCGUGCUGCGUCUCGGCGGAGGACCUCCUCGAGCCGGAGCAUGCAGAACUGGACGCUGACGCGGAUGUGGACUCGGACGCGAUGGACCUUGAGUCUGACGAGUCGGAUAUGGAACAAGACUAA